Molecule: messenger RNA, 2786 nt
Organism: Salvelinus sp. IW2-2015
Lineage: Eukaryota; Metazoa; Chordata; Actinopteri; Salmoniformes; Salmonidae
Product: ecto-NOX disulfide-thiol exchanger 1
Biological process (GO): ultradian rhythm
Cellular component (GO): plasma membrane; external side of plasma membrane
Molecular function (GO): RNA binding; NADH dehydrogenase activity; protein disulfide isomerase activity
Source: RefSeq, a predicted model, not a curated record
GAUGGGAAGCCUCAGGAAGAAGAUCGAUUAGGCUGCUGCAUUAUCUGCAGCUAUCUGUUAUACAUCACUAUACGUUAUGCAUCAUCUAUCCGACUGACUUUGUUAAGCCAAGCGACCGCAGCUUUCCUUUCCUUUUCAUGUUCUCUGGCUGUAAACCGAUUUUCCGCAACUGAAAACGUCCUUGCUAGUUUCAGUGGCAGUCAACCCGCCUGUCGAGUCUUGCACAGCGAACCGUAGAUGGCGCGCGCCCAACUCGGUGUUUUUAUUCGGUGGACAGGAGGAAACAGGGGCUCGCAGGGUGUCCCCACCACUCCUCCGUGAGAUGCGCCAGAGAGCUCGCGGGAGGAGAGAGAGAGAGAAGAGGGUUGACAGUGGCGUCGCAUCCGUCAUUCUUCUCCUUCAGAAUCCCUGAAAACUUAAAACGCAGAGGGGAGAUGGGAUCCUGUCUCUGAGUACUUCAUCCCUCCAUUCAACUGUUCCUCUUCUCAACCCUCCUUCCUGUCCUGUCCUGGUCUGGUGUGGUCUGGUGUGCAGCCUCAGGGAGCUGUGGUUCUGAUGAGAGCUCUGGAAGGUAAAGCCAGAGAGAGGAGCACAGAGAACCUGCUAUGGCCAGCGCAGCAGACGGUGUAGGGAGCCUGGGGGUGGAGCAUCACCUCAGUGUCCAUGAUCACGUGGUUAAUGACCACGGAGCCUGGGCCACCGCCAUGAACAACCUGGGCAUCGUACCCAUGGGUCUCAGCGGGCAGCAACUGGUCUCAGAUUCUCUCUGUAUCCAGGGCUUUGACCCAGGUUUGGGUCUCCUAGCUCCCAUCAACCCCAUGAUUGCAGGUAUCAGCCUGGUCCAUCCUCCCCCUGGUCCCCCUGAGAUGCCCAUCAUCAAGGAGAUCAUCCACUGCCAGAGCUGUACCCUGUUCCCUCAGAACCCCAACCUGCCUCCUCCGUCAACACGGGAGCGGCCCCCAGGGUGUAAGACGGUGUUUGUGGGGGGUCUGCCGGAGAAUGCUAGCGAGGAGAUCGUCAGGGAGGUGUUUGAUCAGUGUGGUGAGAUCAUCGCUAUCAGGAAGAGCAAGAAGAACUUCUGUCACAUCCGCUUCAGUGAGGAGUUCAUGGUGGACAAGUCCCUCUACCUCUCUGGUCAGGUACGGAUGCGUAUCCGCUCCAGUACAGAUAAGAAGGACUCAGGGAGGAUGCACGUGGACUUUGCUCAGGCCAGAGACGACCUGUAUGAGUGGGAAUGUCAACAGAGGCUGCUGGCCAGGGAGGAACGACACCGACGCAAGAUCCACGAAGACUUCCUCCGUCCACCCUCGCCACCUCCCAUCAUGCAUUUCUCCGAGCAUGAGGCGGGACAGCUGGCGGAGAGAUUGAAAGAUGACCAUACGUUCAGUGAGGCGACUGCGGUCCUGUUCACGUGGAUCGACCGUGGUGAGGUCAACCGGCGGUCGGCCAAUAACUUCUAUUCUAUGAUCCAGUCGGCCAAUAGCCACGUCCGGAGGCUGAUGAGUGAGAAGGCCCAGCACGAGGAGGAGAUGGAGCUAGCCAAGGAGACGUUUAAAAAUGCCCUGCUGGCCAUAUUGACUCAGUUCGAGCAGAUCACGGCUGUGUUCACCGCUGCCUCCAGGCAGAAGGCAUGGGACCAUUUCUCUAAAGCGCAGCGCAAGAACAUAGACAUUUGGAGAAAGCAGUGUGAGGAGCUGAGGAAUGCCCACAGUGAGGAGAUCAUGGGGAUUCGCCGGGAGGAGGAGAUGGAGAUGUCUGACGACGACUCGGAUGAGAGCCCCUGUAAGAAGAUACGCAUGGAGGAAAAUGGUGUGUGUGUGGGCCAGUCUGGGGCCUCUCUGAGGGAGGAGAAUGACUCUCUGCGUUGGCAGCGAGCCUACAGGAAUGAGGUGGAGCUGCUGAGGAAGGAGCAAGGCAAGGCUUGCCGCCCUUACGACCCUGAACACUUCCCGACACACCACACACACCUGGUGCAGCAGAACAUGCACAACAUGCAACAGCAACUGCUGAGUCUGCAGGAGCAGCUGCGGAGUAAGGAGGUGGUGCUGGAGCAGGCUAGAGACGAGCACAGAUACCUGCAGGGAGAAGUUCUAGCCCUGAGAGACAAGAUGCUGACUAAUGGGGAUGUAGUGGAGGGGAACAACGGAGAAAACCUGAGAAGGUCCGUAGUGAACGGGUGUGUGACCACUCUGUACCGCAGCAGAGACAGGAGGAGUGAAGCAGCCAUGAGAGGAGCCCUCACAUCAGAGAGAGAGGCUCUGCUACUGGGCAUCAUAUCUACCUUCCUCCAUGUCCACCCGUUUGGAGCCAACAUCGACUAUCUGUGGUCCUACAUCCAGAGACUGGACACUACGGUGUCAGCGGGGGAGUUGGAGUCUCUGAUGGGUCGUCUGCCCAGUGUCUUCAGACAGGAGCUGAGUGGAGUGGGAGCCACGCUGGAGAAACGAUGGAAGUUCUGUGGCUUCCAGAGCCUCAGCUCCGUGUGACACAGGGACCCACUCACACACACACACUGUAUGGAACAGGACACACACACAUCGGAUGACCCAGGACACACACACGGCCUGAAAGACCACAUGUGGGACAGAAACAUACACGCUUCCUGACCAGCCUCAAAACCUGGUGGACACAUGAAUAGAAGGCGUGUCAAAUCCACAGACUGUUCGAAUGGUGUGUGUGUAUGUUGCGUAUCCACAGACAUCAACAGUGCAUAGUGAUAAUACUCAAACACAAACAGACACAGGACAAGAACAAAAGCUACAAGAUCCCCUGAUGGAUCUUUCAGA